Molecule: messenger RNA, 2235 nt
Organism: Pyricularia grisea
Lineage: Eukaryota; Fungi; Ascomycota; Sordariomycetes; Magnaporthales; Pyriculariaceae
Exons: 1
Coding region: 1-2235 (744 amino acids)
Source: RefSeq, a predicted model, not a curated record
AUGGAGGACCCUUGGGGCGCCUCUCCAUGGACGACGCCCGCCCCCGAGAACGACCGGGCCCCAGAACCACCGCCUCGCGCUUUCCUUACGUCCACGACCACCGACAGAUUACCGGGGUUGGAAUUCACCUCGCCCUGGAGUGAUGAUGAUUCCAACUGGGCCUCGGGCUCGCUCAAUGUUUGGGGGAAUGGUGCGACAGACAAUCCGCGGUCCCGAUCUCGAGAGAAUAGUGUACAGAGCCUAGCUGGGUCGCGGCCAAGGUCGAGGGAUAAUAGCGUUAGCGGUAGGCCAUGGCCGAUAACAUCUCCUGGGAUUGCGGCAAAAACACUAUCAAGGUCAAGUUCGAACUCGAUGUUGAGACUUCCUGGCACACAAUUGGAUCCUUGGGCUUCAGAUACCAGUCUGGAAUUACCUCCCAGUCCGCCCAAGGCUGCCGUCUCGCCUGGUUUUGUUGCAAAGUUCAACCUACAGGAUACAAUACCCGAAACCCCUGAUCAUGAUGAGUUUAAAGAGGUGGAAGUGGAAAGUCUGCAGUGGGGAAAGGAUAAGGAACAGGAUGUCGUGGGACAGAAUGUCACGGAUAUCAAGGACACAACAGAAGACCAUCAAGUUCAAGAUUCCCAAGAGACCGCAUCACAUCAAAAUGGCGAAACAAGAUCACGAGCAUCAACCUCAUGCUCCGAGGAUAGCAGACAGGAACCCAGGCCACAAGACUCACCCAUCACAUCUAUAGACGAAGACUCUAGACCCAAGCUGUUGCCACACAGCCCAAUGCAGAGAAAAGUGUCUGCCAAGGUGUCAAACCUAGCCAAGAUGUUUGACAGCGCUGGAAAAUCGUCUCCGGCAACAUCAAUACCCCGGCCUAUACCAUCAACUCGUAAGAACUUUAAGGAACUUGUCGAGGUAGCUCGAGUCAGCUCGACGACUACAGCCACAACAGUUGCAACUUCGAUACCACGCCCAUUGCCUGCGACGAGGGCUAGCUUCCAGACGCUUGUUCAAGCUGCCAACAUUAGCACGCAACCUGAGCUCCCUGCAACCUCUGUACCACGCCCACCGCCACCUACUCGUACCAACUUUCAAGAGCUCAUAGAUAAGUUUGGCUCUGUACAAUAUCAGCAAGAGUUGACGGACAAAUAUGGUGAUGUACAGUUCACGGCUGACCUUAAAGCCGUCGACGAGCUUUUUGAGAAGCUGGGCCUUAAGGAUACCACUUUUGCAGAUCCUGAAGAUGCCGACGUCUCGGAUCGAAUCAUCAAUGACACAUUUUCAUCAAUUUCUGAACGACGGGUUUGGUAUCGUGUGUCUCGACAAGGGACCAAGAGGCUACAUGAUACCGGUGGUGACGAAUAUUACCGAAGAGUAACUUGGCAGACUUCUGAAGUGCGCAACGAUACGUUCAAGAUUGUGCGGAGGUGGAUGGAAGAAGAUGCUUUUACCGGCCGUCAACCUCAUCUAAGGGGAUACAGCGGGGGAGCGAACAAGGCAAAAGGUGCCGCGUUUGGUUGGGAUUCCUCGGUUCCUGAUGAGCCUGUCAACUUGGAUGAGGUUUUUAAGAAACGACAAAGCGCACCACCAGCACCUAAGAAAGUUGAACCCCCUGCUACUGCAAUGGCAAGUUUUGGAUGGAGCUCAACACCUAGUGUUACAUCGAACGGGUUCUCUUGGAGUACAUCAAUGAUGGACACGGCAAAACCAUCUGCAUCAAAUGGAUCGCGGCCUGCUUCUAUGUUUGCGACAUCAAAACCAUUGGAUCCUCCGAGUUCGGCACCAGUUAAAGAGGACGAUGACGACUGGGGAGAGAUGGUCACAUCUCCUGGAGCUAAUGGAAAAGGGAUGGAUCCUGCGUUCUCUAUCAUGAAGAACUUGGACGCAAGUGACAAGACAACAGACGUUAAGCCGCCAGUCAAGAGUGCAACCCCCGGGAUUCAGCCAGCGCAAUUACCCAAGAAUAUAUCUCCGGAUGUAUUUCAACCAAGUCAUUCCACUACACAAUCGUCUACUAGCGACCCAUGGGAUCUGUCAUUUUUUGGCGCUCCUGAUCCUCCAGCUGCACCUCUUUCCACCACCGAUAUCAAAAACUCAACACCUCGCUCUCACUCACCACUACCUGCCGACUCCAAACCAAGAAAGAUGGUUGCUUUUGAAGGAAUGGAUCCAUCCGAUGACGCUUACGAAGAUGAAGUCCGUCGCGUGGUGCGGAACUUGCCCGACCUGUCGUACAUGCUUCGAUGA